GCCGCCCAGGCCUCGCCACGAACCGGCCGCUGAAGAAGAGACAAGAUGAGGGCUCAGCCACUCCCGCUGCCCGGUCACGGAGGGGGCCCCGAGCCAGACGUGGCGCCACCGAAUUCGGCCGAGCCGCCGCCGCUGCUUCCGGCCCCGCCCCGGCAGCCGGGAGUCCCGCCCCGAGGGCGGAACGGGGACCGAGCCGGCGCCGGUGGGCGACGCGGCUGUCGGGUCGGCCAGCGUUCCCUUCCCCGCGAGGCGCUUGUAAUGCGGGGGCAACAGGAGAGAACCGGGAACAAGUCCUGCGCCUGCGACAGCCAGAAAAGCCAUGUUCUGAGUGACCUAUUGCACUGCGUUAUAAAUACACUUGCCUGUGAGGACGCGAUGUUUUUACUUCAUUGCUCGGCGCUGGCCGCGCUCCUCUCUCCCGUCCUCACCCAGGUCGCCGCGCGACGCCCGCGAGGGAAACUACAACUCUCAGCAGCCCGCGAGGCCGCAGGUGGAGCGGUUCCAUUCCCUGAUAUGUGGGGAGGGGAGCGCUCGCCACCCUUCCGGCUCUUCCCCAUCGGUGAAGCGGGAGCGGGCUGUACCACGCGAGCAGCGCCCCCCGGCGCGGAGCGUGGGCGGAGCCCUGAGGGCAGCGCGGGAGCGGCGGCGCCGGGCGGGGAUGGAGCGCUGCGAUCUGGGCGAGCGGCGGCGCGGGCCCAUCUGGACCCGCAGGGCGGGGGCGGCCGGACCGCGGGGAAUCGCUGCGGUUGGAAGGGGCCUCUGGAAAUCAUCCAGUCCAGCCCCGCUGCCAAGGCAGGGUCACCUAGAGCAGCUUACAUAGGAGUCCAGGUGGGCUUGGAAUGUCUCCAGAGAGGGACACUCCACGACCUCCGUGGGCAGCCUGUUUGGUGCCCUGCCAUCCUCAGCCUCAAGUUCUGCCUCCUGUUGAGAGUUAUAGUGAACAUCAUUCACAGUGUCCAAGGGUACCAUUCAAAGACAAUACAUUUUCUGAAUGUGGCUUUUGACAGUUCUGGGGAUUCUCUCCUCGCUGGAGACCGCCAAGGGAAUAUAUAUGUUUUUGACUUGAAUGCGAACAGGUUCAACCUUGUUCAGAGAACAAUGCAGGCUUGCACUGCUUUGGCAUUUAAUCUUCGCAGAAAGACAGAGUUCCUUGUGGCUUUGGCAGAUUAUUCCGUUAAGUGCUUUGAUACAGGAACCCAGGAGCUAGUUAGUUGGAUGAGAGGCCAUGAAUCUUCUGUGUCUUCCAUCUCUGUCCAUGGCUCGGGCAAGUUUGCCAUCACUACUUCCACUGAUACAGCUCAACUGUGGGACUUGGACACCUUUCAAAGAAUAAGAAAGCUGAAUGUUCGUCAGUCUGUGGGUAUACAAAAGGUUUUUUUUCUUCCAUUGAGUAACACCAUUCUCAGCUGUUUCAAAGAUAAUUCUGUUUUUGCAUGGGAAUUCGAUACUCUUCACUGUAAAUACCAGUUGUCAGCUCCUGUAGAAGGUUCUGUAUUAUUUUAUAAGGUGUUUGCUGUUACCAGGGAUGGUCACACUUUGGUAGCUGGUGGGAAAUCAAAUCAUCUUCACGUAUGGUGUUUGGAAUUAAAGCGGUUGAUGAGAAUAAUCCAGAUGCCUGAGAAAGUGCGAGCUGUCCGUCACCUGGAAUUCCUCCCUGACAGUUUUGAUGGGGGCUCCAAUCAGGUCCUUGGAGUGUUAAGUCAAGAUAAUAUUAUGAGAUUUAUCAAUAUAGAAACAUGCAAACUUCUUUUUGACAUUGGGAGUCCUGAAGAGGGAAUUAGUACAGCAGUGAUUAGCCCAAAUGGACAGUAUAUUGCCUCAGUAAUGGAAAAUGGAAGCCUUAACUUAUACAGUGUCCAAGCUUUGACUCAAGAAGGAAAUAAGCCUCCACCAUUCAUGUUCAAAGUUGUAGAAGAUGGGCCCAAGUACACAUCAGAGACAAAUAAACUGAUCACAAAAGUGACUUCAGGAAGGUCAAAGGGGCCAUGGAAAUCCAAACAAAGCAAAAUUCAAAGCAAAUUGCUAAAACUGCAAGCAAAUACAUCACUUGAAAAUAAAGAGAAUGAAUUGCCAGGUGGAUUAAGCAAGAAACGUCUGCAGGCCUUAUUGAAAGGAUUUGGAGAAUAUCCAGCUAAGUACAGGAUGUUUGUUUGGCGUUCCUUAUUACAACUUCCUGAAAACCACUUGGCAUUCAGUAGCCUGAUAGAUAGGGGAAUCCACAGUGCAUUUGUAAAUAUUCAGAAAGAGUAUCCUAUCAAAAGUGGGAAACUGCUGAGAGUUCUACAGAGGACCUUGUCAGCUCUAGCUCACUGGUCUGCUAUCUUUGCUGAGACACCUUACAUGCCUUUGCUAGCAUUCCCAUUUGUAAAAUUAUUCCAGAACAACCAGCUGAUCUGCUUUGAAGUUGUUGCUACAGUAGUAGUUAAUUUUUGUCAACACUGGUUUGAGUACUUUCCCAAUCCUCCAGUUAAUAUCCUUGGUAUGAUGGAAAAUGUUUUGGCAUAUCAUGACAAAGAACUACUUCAACAUUUAAUAAAAUACAAUGUGACUUCACAGGUUUAUGCUUGGCCUCUCCUAGAAACACUAUUAUCUGAGGUUCUAACAAGAGAAGAGUGGCUGAAAACCUUUGACAAUAUUUUCUCCAGCCAUCCUUCAUACUUUCUAAUGAUUGUCGUUGCCUAUGUUAUAUGUUCCAGAGCUCCCUUGCUCCACUGUAAUCAAGCAGCAGAUUUUGAGUAUUUCUUUCAUCAUCGUAACAACGUGGACAUUAAUGUUGUGAUUAAGGAAGCCUAUCAUCUUAUGGAGGCCACACCACUGGAUAUCCAUCCACAGCAUAUGCUUGAUGACUUCACACCACUUACAAAAGGACAGUACCCUGUGUUUAAUAAAUAUCCCGUGUUCAUUGUGAAUUAUCAAGCUCAGAAAUGGGAGAAGAUCAGACAGGAUGAAAUUGAAUACCUGCGAGAGAGACAAUUAGCACAUGAAUCAGAAGCCAUAGCACAGGAACAGAAAGCAGAAGAUGAAGCCUGGUAUCAAAAGCAGAAAUUACUUCAAGAAGCUGAAGAACAGAGGCAGAAAAUCCUGCUGGAAGAAGAGAAGUUGGCAGAACAGAGGCAGAGGCUUGCUGUUGUGAAAAGAGAACUGAAAAUAAAGGAACUGCAACUUUUAGAUGCUUCAAGAAGGUGUUUUCUGAACUACCAGCAAGAUCAGCUUCAAAUGGAACUGAAACGUCUCAAUGAUGAAAUUGCAAGAAAGCAUCUAAUCAAAGACCAAGAGGCAGUUACAAAGGAAAUAAAAGAAGAGUUGGAAGCCCAUCGAAGAAAGGUGGAUCUGGAAGAUCAACGUGUUCAGAGAUUGAUAGAAACAGAUAAAGAAGAAAUACAGAAAGCUCAUUCAGUGGCUGAAGAAAAUUUAGCCAAAGCUGAGCAGAAGCACACUGACAGUGACUGGAGGCUGCAACGGCAGCGGAGACUCAGGCGUGAUGACCAGGACCGGGAGAAGCGCUACAGAGAGAUUGUCAAGCUCCUGCAUGACAACAGGGUGAAAGAAGCUGAACUGCUGAAGGCCAUGAGGGAGACAGAAAAAGAAAAGCAGGAAGAUGUUGUACAGAAUAAAGCUCAGCUGGAGGAAGAGCAGAAGGCGGCUGCUGCUGUAGAUGGGCACAGGAAGCAGUUCUUAGAUGACAAAAUGAAUGAUGAGUUAGAAUUGGCUGAGAAGCUGCAAAAGGAAGAUGGCCAUUUUGAGAGACUGCACAAUUUAAAGGCCAGGUGUCCAGAGAGAGGGGUAGACGUCCACCAGGUGCCAAGGUCUGGAAACAUCUGUCUUAAUGAUUUGUCUACAUUAGCAUCAUCACCACACAACAGAAGACGAGCAGAACUGGCACGCCAGGAGCGGGAGCUGAUGGCAGAAGUCCGGCAGCUCAGACGAAGGCUCGCCUCACAGGCCAAAGGCAGGCACCCUCCAGCUCGUUUCCCAGCUACAACGUGGUCACCUUGAGAUGAUUUGCUCUGGACCUUAGCUGCACUUUCAAAUUAUUAACCAGUGAAAAGCUAAAUAUGUAUAGUGUGAUUCAGGAUGGAUCAUAGACUUAUUAAAGGCAUUUGGAGAUAUUUUUAUAUAAGAAUAAAAUCCUAGCUAGAAAAUAUGUCUUUUGUUUGUAACCUUCUUGUUAUUUUUUACUUCUAAAAUAAACUCAUUUUUUACCAUUAA
Messenger RNA from Vidua chalybeata, 4209 nucleotides. RefSeq names its product TBC1 domain family member 31 (gene TBC1D31). Gene Ontology annotation, molecular function: protein binding. The coding region runs from base 46 to 3996 and encodes 1316 amino acids. The record is from RefSeq and is a predicted model, not a curated record. The transcript is spliced from 22 exons. Lineage: Eukaryota; Metazoa; Chordata; Aves; Passeriformes; Viduidae. Gene Ontology annotation, cellular component: centrosome.